CGGCGGCUGUAGCAGUCGGCCGUCCGAUCAGUUUUAUCAACGUUUUAGUGUUGUGUUCGAAAAUAGUGAUUUAGUUUCGUCAACUUGCCUAACUUUCUUAUAAGCAUACAAAAUGAAAUUCACGGUAGUAUUCGUAACUCUACUAACCAUAUCUUCAACAUGGGCUAUAAAAGCAAAGAUAGAAGAACCUAAAGAUAAAAGAGAAGCUUCUGGCAGUUAUUUACCACAACACAGCGGCCCUUCUCAUCAUUACAAUGCACCCGGCUUAAACCAACUGGAAGCCAGCGCUGUUAGCAUCGGAGCCGGAUACAGCGUGGGUGGAGCCAAACCAAGCUACAGUUUCGGUGAUCAAGGUUCAGGAGCAACAUAUCAAUUGCAACAAGAGGGUCUGCCAGGCAGCGGUCACGCAACUAUUCAACUUGCACCGAUCACUUUACAACCAAGUCACGGAGGUCUGGUAUCUAAUGAUCUGUCUCAGUUGAUGAGCCAAUUAUCCCACGGAAUUAACUCUGGAGCAAUCGCCCUUCCGUCAUCAGAUGGUCAAGGCCAAUUAUAUCAAUUUGCUGGUCAAGGUGGUCAUGCUGGUCAAGAUAUUGCACUACCUCAAUUGAGUUACGGUAGUCCGAAAUUCCAGCAGUAUAGCUUCGGUGAACAAGGUCAAGGAGGCGUCCCCGCCUAUGCGCUCGGUACCAAAGGUCUCGGUACAUUUGGUUCUACUGGUCCGGUUUUAUUCGCUCCUGAAUCAUCCGCUAAUCAAGCCGCUUACAGUUAUGGGGCACCAGCAUCUGGUCAUUCAUUUGAAGGUGCUUCAUUGCCUGGAGGUGAUUCAGGACAUGCUUUUCCUGGUUUCUCCUUUGGAGGUUCUGGACAAUCAUUAGGAGGAUCUUUAAAGGGUUUCAAUAGUUAUGCUGCACCUGGUAAAUCGAGCUUUAAGCCAUCCACAUUUUUGGGUGCUUCCGUUCAAAGUGAUUCAGGUCUCACGCAAUCUCAUGGAGCUCCGUCCUUUGCCAAUUAUCAAACUUCUGCCGGUGGUCACGGUCUUAGCUCGCUGGGGUCAGGUGGACAUGGCCUAAACUUUGGAUCGUUAGCUGCCUACAGUGGUGGUUCAGCUAAACAGGCUGCUCCCUCAUAUUUGCCCCCAAAAUCCGAAGGAUAUGGUUCUCUAGAGUCAAUCGCAUCGGCUUUUUCUGCUAGUGGUCAAAUAGCUUCUCCUCCUGCAACUACAUACGGAACUCCUUCAGGAUCUUACUCAUCAAGCAAUGUACAUUCAGCAUCUGCCCCUAGUCCUGCUUACUAUGUUACAUCCCACAAGCAAUCCUCCCCCAGUUUCGGUUCAGGAAGUUCAUCAUACAGAGGUCCUGUGUCUGGUCAUAGUUCUUUUUCUUCCGGCCCUAAAUACAGCUUCGGCGGACACAGCAGUUCCCGUUACGCACCUCCGAAGGAUAUUCAAGGUUCUUACAGCGAAUCUUCAUAUAAUACAAUCAAAUACAGCGAGGAGCUAAAGCCCAGACAUCACUAAUUAUAAUUUUAUAGUUUCUCUGAGUAUAUUAUAAAAAUAAUGCUGUAAAUAAUUGCCUCGUGUGUGAAUUGAUAUCAGGGUGAAGCGUGAUUGUGAUGAUUUAAUUGAAAUUUAAUCAAAGUGUUACAGUUUUUUUCGGACACUAUAUUUGUGGUACAAUUAAUUAACAA
Messenger RNA from Vanessa atalanta (red admiral), 1689 nucleotides. RefSeq names its product prisilkin-39-like. The transcript has 2 exons. The record is from RefSeq and is a predicted model, not a curated record. NCBI's taxonomy places the organism in Eukaryota, Metazoa, Arthropoda, Insecta, Lepidoptera, Nymphalidae. The coding region runs from base 113 to 1519 and encodes 468 amino acids.